GUCGUGCGAGCGGACAGAUUCGUGUACGAGAAUGCCAAGAAUGCGACUGGAAGUACAAGCGGGAAUGGUUACAGCAGGUUCGGCAUUAUGGGAAUUUGGCAAGCAAUGCUCCUCGUGGCCAAAAUGCUGGCAGAGGGUUGGGACAACCCGGGCGAUCUGCAACAAGCUGCGGCUGACUGCGUUGGCCCAAACAUCCCGCCACCGGGCUUGACUUAUGCUUGCAGGCUUCUGUGGCUGAGCAGGAUGUGGAGAAUUCCUGGCUACCAUCACUCGUGUGAAUAUCCAGAUCUGCUCCAUUGCCUCUAUUUGGGGACUGUGAGAGAGGCCACAGCCUCUCAUGUUAUGGAGCUGGCCACAUAUUCCCCGCAGCUGCAGGCCUACGAAACAUGGGAUGAGAGGUUGCACCAUCUGCAUGGCGACUUUCAGAUGUGGUGCAAAGAGCACCAGUUUCGACCCAGCCUUCUCGAUGGACUGAGUCUAAUCAAGCUGGGGGUCGAUGCGGUCUCAUUGGAUUAUCCACUGGGACCUGGAAAGGGGUGGGCCAAUCGCGUGCUGAUUGCAUACUUGGCCGAUCGGCUGUCUGCUCUUUCCGAAUCGGUUCCCGAGCUUCGAUUGGCGGCAGUGAAUACCUGGUCGAUAACAGCUUUCGCGAAUCUGCUGGACAACUGCCCGAUCUGGCUGACGGAUGAUCAGGCAAUUCUGGCACAACAGAAUCCUUGCUGCAUCGUGGUGCUGCAUGCUGCCUGCAGUUCCCAACUUUCGUGUUAUCCCGCUGUGAUGAUCCAAGGCUCGGCAGAUGGUAUUGCCACUCGUACAAAGUUCGGCCGAAGUUCCACCAGUUCCACUGUGAAGUCAUAU
This is a messenger RNA of Symbiodinium necroappetens, 858 nucleotides long. The record is from the annotation of a GenBank genome assembly. Lineage: Eukaryota; Dinophyceae; Suessiales; Symbiodiniaceae.